Molecule: messenger RNA, 5960 nt
Organism: Oncorhynchus masou masou (cherry salmon)
Lineage: Eukaryota; Metazoa; Chordata; Actinopteri; Salmoniformes; Salmonidae
Product: trafficking protein particle complex subunit 10-like
Exons: 22
Coding region: 122-4024 (1300 amino acids)
Biological process (GO): intra-Golgi vesicle-mediated transport; early endosome to Golgi transport
Cellular component (GO): TRAPPII protein complex
Source: RefSeq, a predicted model, not a curated record
UACAGGAAAUGAAAAGGAAAAAGGCCCAAAUUCGAUACAAACAGAAAUGUACAGCUCUGAUAACAACGCUAGUGAAAUUGUUCACUUUCAAAUGGAGGACUAAUGUUGACUCUCGGAAUCCAUGGAGACCCAUGAAGAAACGCCAAUAAUCUACACAAUGGAAAACAAGCCGAUUGUGACAUGUGCUGGCGACCAGAGCCUGUUCACUUCCCUCUACACCUCUCUGGCACAGCAGUUACCCAAGGAGCCCAUGGAGUGGAGGAGGUCCUACGGACGCGCACCAAAGAUGAUUCACCUCGAGGCCAACUUUGUUCAGUUCAAAGAGGAGCUGCUUCCUAAGGACGGAAAUAGAGCCUUGCUCACCUUCCCCUUCCUGCACAUAUACUGGACAGACUGUUGUGACACAGAGAUGUACAAGGCGUCGGUGAAGGAUGACAUGCUGCGGUGGCAGAGCACCCUGCGGCUGCACGGCUCGGUGGACUGGCUCAUCGUGGUGGUGGAGAGCGAAGCCAAGAAGAAGAACAAGACCAACAUCCUGCCGCGCACCUCCAUCGUAGACAAGAUCCGCAACGACUUCUGCAACAAGCAGAGCGACAGGUGUGUGGUUCUGUCUGACCCUCUGAAGGAGUCGUCUCGGUCCCAGGAUUCGUGGAGCUCCUUCCUGACCAAGCUGCGCACCCUGCUGCUCAUGUCCUUCACCAAGAACCUGGGCCGCUUCGAGGAUGACAUGCGCACGCUCCGCGAGAAACGCACCGAGCCCGGCUGGAGCUUCUGCGACUACUUCAUGGUGCAGGAGGAGUUGGCCUUUGUGUUUGAGAUGCUGCAGCAGUUUGAGGAUGCUCUGGUCCAGUAUGACGAGCUGGACGCUCUCUUCACUCAGUAUGUCCUCAAUUUUGGGGCUGGAGACGGGGCCAACUGGCUGGGCUCGUUCUGUGCCCCGGUGAAGCGCUGGAGCGGGCUGCUUCUGCGGCGGCCCAUCGACAUGGAGAAGCGCGAGCUGAUCCAGCGCGGCGAGGCCAGCCUGCUGGACCUGCGCAGCUACCUCUUCUCCCGCCAGUGCACCCUGCUCGUCUUCCUCCAGAGGCCCUGGGAGGUCACCCAACGAGCCCUGGAGCUGCUGCACAAUUGUGUCCAGGAGCUGCGCCUGCUCGAGGUGUCUGUGGUCCAGGGGGCGUUAGACUGCUGGGUGUUCCUCAGCUGUCUGGAAGUGCUGCACAGGAUCGAGGGCUGCUGCGACCGCGCCCAGCUAGAGGCCAACUGCUCCCACACUGUCGGCCUGUGGACCUACGCCACAGAGAAGCUAAAGUCUCUGGGCUACCUGUGUGGCCUGGUGGCCGAGAAGGGCCCCACCUCUGAGGACCUAAACCGCACCGUAGACCUUCUGGCUGGCCUGGGGGAAGAGAGACCAGAGACGGUCAACAGCCUGCAGAGCCCUUACAAAAAACUCAAUGAGGCCUUAUCGUCUGUGGAGGCAUUUGAAAAACACUAUCUGGAGCUGUCUCAUGCUGCAAUGGAGAUGUACAGAGCCAUAGGCAGGAUGCGCUCAUCCCGGCUCAUUGGAAAGAGUCUAGCUGAGUUUUACAUGAAGAAAGGUGACCCGGAGAGAGCAGAGGGCUUCCUUGAUGACUCUCUGAGGUCCUACGUGGCAGAGGGGUGGAGCCUGCAGGUGACUCAUACCAGGAAGCAGAUGGCCGAGUGUCAGAAGCUCUUGCAGCAGACUGAAGACUACCUGCAGACCAGUGCCUUGCUGGCGGGUGACGCCAACCUGACAGAGGAGGAGAGGAAGCACUUCUACCAGGUGAUCCUUACCUUCGCCAGCCAGCCUCCGGCACCCUCAGACCAGACUGUGGCUCUGAGCAUGGCGGCAUUCGCCCAGCUGCGCCAGAUGCAGUUCAGCCCGCCUGGCGCCGUGGUGCACGUGGGUGCCGCCCUGCAGCUGGAGCUGCGCGUGCGCUGCCUGAUGCCUGUGGCCGUGCAGGUGGAGCAGCUGGCUGCCACUCUCCACUUCAGCCUGGAGCAGGGCGGGGCGAGGGGCCGGGCGGGCUGCACCCAGAGGAGGACAGGCCAGGGACCACAAGGCCAGGGGGACGGGGUGGUCCUGUUCCCCCAGGGAAGCCCCCUAGCUGGGGCCGGGAUGGGCGCUUCGCUACCCCCCGCACUGGAGCUUUAUGAAAUGCAGGACCGCAGCCCGUCGGACAGCUCGCUCAACUCCACGGGGGUGGUGUGUAAGAACAUGCACCUGCUGCUGCGGCGCCACGACAGCUCAGCCUCCCUAGACACGCCCACCGCCGGGGCCCUCCCGGCAGCGGUUGCCGUGGACGACGGGGCCCAGAUGCUGAGGGCACGCGACAUAACGCUACAGCCCGGCGACAACAGCAUCUUAUUCACGGCCCCUACUGGAGAGCCAGGCUCGUACACGUUACGUCAGCUGUGCGGGAGUGUGGGGAGAGUCCAGUUUGUCCAGUCUCACAUCUACCCUGUGGUGCAGUACGAGGUCUACUCCCAGGAGCCUCAGCUCACCAUCGAGCCCCUCUCAGACAACCUGUUGGCAGGCAUUCCCCAGAAGGUGAAGUUCACCAUAGCAACAGGCCACUACAGUGUGAAGAAGGGUGACGCGCUGCAGCUUAGCAAUACAGACUCUAUGCCUAUCCUCCACUCUAGCUGCUGCUCUGCUACCAUCCUGUCCAGCACGGGAGAGCUCGUGGGGGAGCGUGCUCUUUCUGUUCAGUCAUCGGAGAAGGUGACCAGCAUUUCCCUGCCCCCAACCCCUCCCUACCACACCCUGGAGUUCCAGCUGGAGGUGCUGUGCCACAUCCCCCCCACGCCCUUCAAGCCUGACAUCGAGCGUCUCACCAAUGGCGAGGUUCGCCACCGGCCCAAGAGCCACAGUCAGGCAGACAGUGGCAUGAUCCACAUCGACCAGAAGGUCUCCAUCGACUGUCCUUGGUCCAUCUACUCCACGCUCAUAUCCCUCACCUUCUAUGUCCCUUUCAAAGCCAAGCACUCAAUACUCUCUGCUGGGAAAAGGAAGUAUAUACAGGUGUGUCUCCAGAACGUGUCCGACACAAACUUCCACCUGGCGGACCCGGUCCUCACAGAGCGCCAGCCCACAAUCCCGGUGGAGCUGCUCUCAUUCAAUGCUAAAACACAACAGACGGUGUGCAGUCAGCAGUCAGUCUUCUGCCUGUGGGAGAUGCGUUGGGUCAAACACCUCCCGCUGUGCCUGCAGUGUGCAUUCUCCGCCAGCUUCGCGCCCGUCUCCGCCUCUGACGCACACACAGCCUUCAAACCCUACCGCUACGAGUUCCAGCUGGACCGGGUCUCUACCCUUUACAGCUUGAAGGCCGAGAUCUUGCCGUCGUCUGGUGACCAGCACUGUCGCACCGGCGCCCUCUGUGGCCUCGAGGUAUCCAUCACACGGCAGGCAGAGCCCAGCGAGACUGAAGGGGAGGAGGAGGAGUCUACAGAAAUAGAGGGCCUGAGGACCACCAAGCUCAUGUAUGAAGGUAGGACACGGGAAGGUGUGUGUGUGUCCGUCCAUGUCCGUCCAUUUACCCAUCUACCCUGGUGUGUGUUGUCUGCAGUGGUGGACAACAGCAGUAACUGGGCGGUGUGUGGCAAGAGCUCGGGGGUGGUGUCCAUGCCCGUGGCUGCCAGCGCCACACACAGGGUUCAGAUGGAGGUCAUGCCCCUGUUCGCUGGGCACCUGCCCUUCCCCAACAUCAAAGUGUUCAAGUACCUGCCCCACAGUGCCGUCCCAGCCAUUCAGCCGGACACAGACAGCUGCUUAGAGAACGACACCAUGUCCCUGCUGGACAAAGGUCUGGACGACCAGGGCGACACGGCCAGCAUCCGUAGCCGGGGCAGCAUCCACUCGGUGGGCAGCGGGGAGCAGCAGAGGGGUCUGCCCAUGCCCCGGCUGGAGCCCUUCAGUCCGGGACAGGUGUUCUAUUGGAGCCAGGGGCGGCAGGUGCUGGUGCUGCCUGUUACUGACGACCACGUGAUGGAGGUUAACGUCACAUGACCCCUGUGGGCCGCUGCCCCCGCCCCCCGCUGUGCCCCCACCACGCCUGGACCUCUGUGGUUUGGUUCCUGGCUGUGGUUCUGGAACCGGGACGUGGCAUGGCGGCAGGGAACUGACACUGGCUCUCCUCUCAGGACUCAUUGCUGGGCGACCACUGGCCCUGCUCCUGUUCUGGCCUGAGUUCCAUCUGCUCUAUUUUUAACUUGUCUGUCUUUUUCAGUAUUCACUGAAUUCUCAUAUGAAAAUAACCCUCUCUCCCCCCACUGUCAGAGAAGAGGGUUUGGUGUACCUGUAAUACUGGCUCUCUUAUUGGUUCUUACCCCCCGCACCUGUGACUGGCUUGCUGGUUCCACUGAUCGUCAACACAACCUUCUGUAUGAGGCACACAUGGACACACUGUGUUUGGACAGGGGUGCUUCGGUUUGUGGUUGUUUGUAUUGGUUGGUGUGUGUCUCUGUCUAUGCAUGACAUGGCAAGUUGUGAUAGAUGAAGGGAAAGAGCGGGGCCAGUUAAUUUGUGUGUGUGUGUGAGCAAUAUCAUCUUCAUAUUUCCUCCUCACUCACUUUCAGCCCCUUGCCCCCCAAACCCUGCUGAAUCCUCUAUCCUUUGCUGUAGUCAUAGCGCCACACUGGCCACUGUACAAACUGUUCAAUAUGUACAUAUUAUUCCAGAGGAAUCACUGUACUGACUGACUGUGUGCAAAGGCUGCACCAAAAACAAAUUGUCUCGAAGGAAUAGGUUAGAGGUAAAAUAAACUAUUUUUGUUUUCGAGCAGGUGCAAGACGCACUUAAUCUGAGUACUAACGAACACAUGCUUUUGGCUCUGGAAGAGGACCUAUUUUUGCCUUGUUUUUUUGUUGUUCAGGUUUUAAGGUUCACUGAAAUUCACUUAUUCAAGUAUUGGUGAAAUCUGAGAACAAUGGGAUGAAAUUGAACUUGGACUUUUUUUCUGAAAGUGACCGUCUGUUUUGAAGUGUUACCAUCAUGUGUUCUGUAUGACUUUGUGGUUUACUUGAAUGCUGAGCAGGUAAAUUCUAUGUUUAGUAAAUGUGGUGUCUGACCUUUUUUUCCUUUUUUUUUCUCAGACAUUCGCUGUUGCUACGGUAACUGUGUCAGGGAGAGCACUUUCUUAUCAUAGCACAAUUCUUUUAACAAAAACAACAAUUUAGAAGGAGGGGAAAUUCGCUUGUAUAAAUGCGAUUGACGUUCGUUUAUUGACCUAUUUUUGUACUGUGUCGCCGGUCAAAUUCUGUUGUUUGCUCUGUGUCUGUCGGUGUGGUUGGUUGGUAUCUACUGGAGGCCGAUGAGGGCUUUGGGCCUGAGGCCUUAGCACAUCCCCUCAGCUAUACUCCUGGCCUGUAUUCCUCGACCUCUGGGCUUGUAUCUAGCAUAAUCCCACAAACAGAAAGUAGUGUUCACCACCAGGACGAAAGGCAGAAGGAUUGUUCCCUCUAUCUGGCCAUCUUAAUGAAAGAGAACCCCCUCCCACUCAGAAUCCACAUACAGAACGUACUUGCCCCGAUCCUACAGCAACAUAACAUGGGCCUGUCUUUCCAUGUGUCCUCGGUGUGUACGAGGGUGUUUAACUGGUCAGGAAAACUAUGAUAUAUGAAGACUAUGAUAUAUCAGUGCUCGUCUAUGUACUCAUUUUAUUUUAUGCCCAGCUGUAUUUAUUGUCUUUUUUAUAUAUUAUUUAACGGCAAAUAGCUGGAAGGGAUGGAAUCAGUCACUCAGAAAAAUAAAUAAUGCCAUUGGGAAUUGUCUGGUGAUCUUUUUUUUUUUCAAGUCAUUGGUCACUGAAAUCAGAUUUAAAAAAUUGUAUGUAAAUGAUUCCAUAGAAGUUCAGCACCACUGAUUGUUUUCAGAUUAAUUAUUGAAACUAAUCAUAUGUAUGCAUUAUACAGUUGAAAUUAAAUAUACCUAUGUUUUAAUGUGA